UGGGCGGGUCCGGCGGCUCCUGCGCGUCGGGGCCCCAGCCGCGGUGGGAGGAGCCGGCGGCUUCUCCCUGGUAACCGUCGCGCCGCCGCGGCCCCGCCUCGCAGGCCUCCCGGCGGUCCUCGCCUUUGGGGUGCUCGGGCCCCGGCACCCCGGAAGUGCCCCGCGGCCUCUCGGAGACCCCCGCCCCCGCCGCCGCCGCCGCCGCCGCCGCCAUGCAAGGGGAGGACGCCAGAUACCUCAAGAGGAAAGUUAAAGGAGGGAAUAUUGAUGUACACCCAUCAGAAAAGGCGCUCAUUGUCCAGUAUGAAGUGGAGGCCACCAUUCUUGGAGAAAUGGGGGAUCCCAUGUUAGGAGAACGAAAGGAAUGCCAAAAAAUUAUUCGUCUGAAAAGUCUGAAUGCUAACACAGAUAUAACUUCUCUGGCUCGAAAAGUGGUUGAAGAGUGUAAACUCAUCCACCCCUCCAAAUUGAACGAUGUGGAGCAGCUGUUGUACUACCUACAGAACCGCCGGGUUUCGUGGUCAGGGAAAGAAAAGAAAGAAAAAUCAAGCAAGCCCAAAGAUCCACCUCCUUUUGAAGGAAUGGAAAUUGAUGAGAUUGCUAACAUAAAUGAUAUGGAUGAAUACAUUGAGUUAUUAUAUGAAGAUAUUCCUGACAAGGUUCGGGGUUCUGCUCUGAUCUUGCAGCUUGCUCGAAAUCCUGAUAACUUGGAAGAACUACUAUUGAAUGAAACUGCCCUUGGUGCACUAGCAAGAGUCCUAAGAGAAGACUGGAAACAGAGUGUCGAGUUAGCCACAAACAUAAUCUAUAUCUUUUUCUGCUUUUCCAGCUUUUCUCAGUUUCAUGGACUUAUCACUCACUAUAAAAUUGGAGCUCUGUGUAUGAAUAUCAUUGAUCAUGAGUUAAAGAGACAUGAGCUCUGGCAAGAAGAACUCUCUAAAAAGAAGAAAGCUGUUGAUGAAGACCUUGAAAAUCAGACCUUGAAAAAGGAUUAUGAAAAAACAUUUAAAAAAUACCAGGGGCUUGUGGUAAAACAGGAGCAGCUACUGCGAGUUGCUCUUUAUUUGCUUCUAAAUCUUGCUGAGGAUACUCGCACAGAACUGAAGAUGAGAAAUAAGAAUAUUGUUCACAUGCUGGUGAAGGCUCUUGAUCGGGACAAUUUUGAGCUGCUCAUUCUCGUUGUAUCAUUCUUAAAGAAACUCAGCAUUUUUAUGGAGAAUAAAAAUGAUAUGGUAGAAAUGGAUAUUGUUGAAAAACUGGUAAAAAUGAUACCGUGUGAGCAUGAAGAUCUCCUGAAUAUCACCCUCCGGCUUUUACUCAACCUGUCCUUCGACACAGGACUAAGGAAUAAGAUGGUACAAGUUGGACUUCUUCCAAAGCUCACUGCACUCCUAGGCAAUGAAAACUACAAACAGAUUGCAAUGUGUGUACUUUACCAUAUAAGCAUGGAUGACCGCUUUAAAUCUAUGUUUGCAUACACAGACUGCAUACCACAGUUAAUGAAGAUGCUCUUUGAAUGUUCAGAUGAACGAAUUGACUUGGAACUGAUUUCCUUUUGCAUUAAUCUUGCUGCUAACAAGAGAAAUGUACAGCUUAUCUGUGAAGGAAAUGGAUUGAAGAUGCUCAUGAAAAGGGCCCUAAAGUUCAAGGACCCGUUACUGAUGAAAAUGAUUAGGAACAUUUCCCAGCAUGACGGACCGACCAAAAAGCUGUUUAUUGAUUAUGUUGGGGACCUUGCAGCUCAGAUCUCCAGCGAUGAAGAGGAGGAAUUUGUGAUUGAGUGUUUGGGAACUCUGGCAAAUCUUACCAUUCCAGAUUUAGACUGGGAACUGGUUCUGAAGGAGUACAAGUUAGUUCCAUACCUUAAGGAUAAACUAAAGCCAGGUACUGCAGAAGAUGACCUCGUUUUAGAAGUGGUGAUAAUGAUUGGAACUGUGUCUAUGGAUGAUUCUUGUGCUGCACUGCUAGCUAAAUCUGGGAUAAUCCCUGCACUGAUUGAAUUACUCAAUGCUCAACAAGAAGAUGAUGAAUUUGUAUGCCAGAUAAUUUAUGUCUUCUACCAGAUGGUUUUCCACCAAGCCACAAGAGAUGUUAUAAUCAAGGAAACACAAGCUCCAGCAUAUCUCAUAGACCUGAUGCAUGAUAAAAAUAAUGAAAUCAGGAAGGUCUGUGACAAUACAUUAGAUAUAAUAGCGGAAUAUGAUGAAGAAUGGGCAAAGAAAAUUCAGAGUGAAAAGUUUCGCUGGCAUAAUUCUCAGUGGCUGGAGAUGGUCGAGAGCCGCCAGAUGGACGAGAGUGAGCAGUACUUGUAUGGUGAUGACCGAAUUGAGCCGUACAUCCAUGAAGGAGAUAUUCUGGAAAGACCUGACCUUUUCUACAACUCAGAUGGAUUAAUUACCUCCGAAGGAGCCAUAAGUCCAGACUUCUUCAGUGACUAUCACCUUCAGAAUGGAGAUGUGGCUGGGCAGCAUGCGUUUUCUGGCAGCCUUGCAAUGGAUAGCUUUGGCCAGCCGGUGGGCAUCCUGACACGCCCUGCUACCGCUUACGGAUUCCGCCCCGAUGAGCCUUACUACUACGGCUAUGGACCUCGAUAAAGUCAUCCCUGUGCGCGCUCCUCCUAGAAGAAAUCCCUGUGGGUUGGGUUAACUUUGAAACUUGGCCUAAUAAUGCAUGUUGAUACUAUUGUGGGUCUGUGCUUCUUAUGUGUCCACGUUGUUUGCUGGAGAGUAAGUCCAACCCCCCUGUCUUCUGUUACGAGCGGCCGAUGCGAACGCUGCUCAUUCAGCCAGCAGCAUCACCGUGCUGAACACCACUUCUCUGAGACUCCCUGUGGAUGGUGAAAAGCUACUAGACUGGAAAACAAAUGCUACCUUGUGCGUAUUACGUGACUAAUUUAAUUUCUAUUAAAACCCAGCAUAAAGUGCAAAUGAAUGAACCAAAGUCAUGUGUUUGCCUUUACUGUGUUUUAUUAGAAGAGGCAUGCCGCAUAGGGUACACAUGAAUUUCAUUUUCUCCCUGCUUAUAAACUCUUUAGCAUUUCAUGUGACAUGUUCUCUGUUUAAAGUUUAUUAAAAGAAGGACCUUGGGUUUUUUUUUUUUUUUUUUUGAGACAGUGUUUCACUAUGUAGACCAGCCUGGCCUUGACUCUGUAAUCCUCCCUCUCCUCCUGCCUCCGCCUCCACCGUGCGUCACGCCUCCCGCAGAGCCUCCGCCCCUUACUUCAUCCUGUACCUGAAAGCGUCCUCCACCAAGUGAUUAACUGUGAGCUUUUAUUAACAGUGGAACCUAUGCUGUAAGUGGCGGUAAAGAUCAAGUAUAGUCUCUUAAGCAAUUUGAUUUCCUGACUAAUAACAAAGCCUCCGACAACUAACACAAAUAAAACUGGAUUUAUGUCA
Messenger RNA from Dipodomys spectabilis (banner-tailed kangaroo rat), 3395 nucleotides. RefSeq names its product kinesin associated protein 3 (gene Kifap3). Gene Ontology annotation, cellular component: kinesin II complex; ciliary transition zone; axoneme. Gene Ontology annotation, biological process: microtubule-based movement; cilium organization. The transcript is spliced from 20 exons. The record is from RefSeq and is a predicted model, not a curated record. Lineage: Eukaryota; Metazoa; Chordata; Mammalia; Rodentia; Heteromyidae. Bases 213 to 2594 code for a protein of 793 amino acids. Gene Ontology annotation, molecular function: kinesin binding.